AUGGCUAAGAGCCAGGCUUAUUAUGUGCAGUUUUGGACUCAGAUUUAUCGACAUUUUGUGCGGCUGUAUCACCACCUCCAGCAAUGCUGGAGUGUCAUCGUUAAGGGCUUUUUCACUAAGAAGGAGGAAAAACACAUCCCUCCAGCUGAGAGUAUUUUUCACAAAGAAAAAAUUGUGGUGCUUGGCAAUAUGUUGAAGGAUCAAUCUCUCGCCAUUGAAAAGAGAGCUCAAGCUGCCUAUAAAAUCGGACUAUUGGCCUUUACAGGGGGACCAACUGCUGGAAAUUUUGCAGCUGAGUAUAUGCAAGAUGUAGCUCACUUGUUGCAGAAUUACGAGAUGGUACCAAAAGUAAAGAUCCUGCUUCUCCAGAGUGUGGCGUGUUGGUGCUACUUAAACCCUGUCAACCAGAGAAAAGCCAAACACCUGCAGUUCCUUCCUAUUCUCGUUGGUCUUUUUGAUAACAAACUUGAGCCUAGCACAGAAAGUGAACUAAACAGCAACCUCCUGGUUCAGUUUUGGAGUUGCUAUGUUCUCUCAAUUAUCACCUGCAAUAACUUGGCUUGUAUGAAGGAGCUUAAAGACUACACUUCUCUAAAAUAUCACUUACAAAUGUUGGCCAGUAAGAACUGGUCCGGAUGGCCUGAGAAUUUUGCAGAGGUGCUGUAUUUCCUAAUUGGUUUUCAUAGGAAUUAA
Vicugna pacos (alpaca) is the source of this 693-nucleotide messenger RNA. RefSeq names its product armadillo like helical domain containing 2 (gene ARMH2). The record is from RefSeq and is a predicted model, not a curated record. Lineage: Eukaryota; Metazoa; Chordata; Mammalia; Artiodactyla; Camelidae.